GCAGUAUUGUCCUUGAAAAAUGGGGAAAACAGGAUCGAUAUGGAAUUUUUAAAACAGUUUAAUUCUGCUUUGGAUGAAAUUGAAAGGAGUUGAGUGUUGCCGGGCAGAGUUGUGAGAGUAUUUGACCCAUUCCAAUUUGGCCUGGGUUCAGAUCCCACAAUUGGCAUCAUAUUGCAACCUUCAGAGUGGAAAAAUGUACUGCGCAGCUUUCUGCGCAUCCCUAGCCCUGCUUGCAGGCUGGGUAAUAAGGCAGGUUGCCAUGGUAGAAAGAAUGUCAGACUGAUAAUGAGGUGCAAGAAAGUUCAGUUUCUCAUCACCACUGGAGAUGGAAAAUUUUAUUCAAAUGGGCUUGAUCAAACAUUUCUCAAGACAUGUAGUACAGAGGAAUUCAUGGAAACAUUUAAUUUGCUUAAUAAGACUCUCAUCAGAUUCAUGACAUUUCCUGUGUUGACUGUGGCUGCUAUAAAUGGACAUGCCUUUGCUCUUGGAGCAAUUUUAGCCCUUGCACAUGACUACCGAGUCAUGAGAACUAAAAAAGGUUGGUUCUGCCUACCUGAGGUCAAAUAUGAUAUGCUCUUUGGAAAAGCAACUAUUUUAUUGUUAAGAGCAAAGAUUAAAGAACCCAAGGUACUCACAGAUGCUGUGCUCAUGGGAUGGCGUUUUGUGGCAGAAGAAGCUCUCUCUGGUGGGAUUGUCCAAAAGAUUUGCGACAUAGAGGAUUUACUGAAUACAGCUGUACAUAUGGGUCAAGCAGUCAUUGGACAAAAUAUCUUCAAAAGAGAUACUAUUAAGCAUUUAAAAUCACAGCUGUACAGUGACAUCAUCAAUGCCUUUCAAAGUGAUACUGUUAGCAGACAAGGGGUUCUUCAGAGCAUUGCUCAGUUUGAUAGAAAGUCAAAACUCUGACUAUUAAGUUUUUGAGCUAGGUAAUGGUAAAGUUGCAAAGGUGAUACCUUGAUAGGUUUAAGUAGCAAAAUAUAUUAUUUUUUGAUUUUUAUGUAACAUAUCUAAUCCAAAUAAAGUACAACCAAGUUGACUUAAUUGGCUCACACAAAAUAGUGACAAAAAAGGAAAAACAAUAACAGUAAAAUAAUGGGAAGACCAAAUCAGGCCAUACCAACAAUUUCUUUUGUUGUCUUUAAAAUG
This is a messenger RNA of Orbicella faveolata, 1146 nucleotides long. RefSeq lists its product as uncharacterized. The record is from RefSeq and is a predicted model, not a curated record. Gene Ontology annotation, cellular component: peroxisome. Gene Ontology annotation, molecular function: delta(3)-delta(2)-enoyl-CoA isomerase activity. NCBI's taxonomy places the organism in Eukaryota, Metazoa, Cnidaria, Anthozoa, Scleractinia, Merulinidae. Gene Ontology annotation, biological process: fatty acid beta-oxidation.